Messenger RNA from Scleropages formosus (Asian bonytongue), 1239 nucleotides. RefSeq names its product polymerase (DNA directed), epsilon 3 (p17 subunit) (gene pole3). Lineage: Eukaryota; Metazoa; Chordata; Actinopteri; Osteoglossiformes; Osteoglossidae. Gene Ontology annotation, molecular function: protein heterodimerization activity; chromatin DNA binding. Bases 178 to 612 code for a protein of 144 amino acids. The record is from RefSeq and is a predicted model, not a curated record. Gene Ontology annotation, biological process: DNA damage response; heterochromatin formation; leading strand elongation. Gene Ontology annotation, cellular component: CHRAC; epsilon DNA polymerase complex. The transcript is spliced from 5 exons.
CACUCUGGGACUGAAGAUUUGCGGAUAAAUAUUUAAUUUACAGGCUAAAUAAAAGUCAACUCUUCGGGUUAGGCUGGGCAGUACGCGAUAGCAAUCGGAUUUUAUUAAAAAGUAAUUAACAAAAAUUAUUUCCUCGAUCGCCUGAUUGGGGUUAAAGACAGAACGGCGUCGUGAGAGAUGGCGGAGAGACCCGAAGACCUGAACCUCCCCAACGCCGUUAUCACGCGGAUCAUCAAAGAGGCGCUACCCGAGGGAGUGAACGUGUCCAAGGAGGCGAGGAGGGCGAUCUCCCAGGCGGCCAGCGUGUUCGUCCUCUACGCCACCUCCUGUGCAAACAACUUUGCAAUGAAGGCUAAAAGGAAGACACUAAAUGCAGGGGAUGUGAUGGCAGCCAUGGAGGAGAUGGAGUUUGAGCGCUUCAUUCAGCCACUUCAGGAGGCUCUGGAAGCAUACAAGAAGGGCCAAAGGGGAAAGAAGGAAGCCUCUGAGCAGAAGCGCAAGGACAGAGAAAAGAAAGCAGAUGAUGAAAAUGACAGGAGCAAGGAGGACAAUGAAGAGCAUAUGGAUGAAGAACAGGAUGAUGGAGAAGCAGAAGAGGAAGUGGAGAACUGAACAAUGCUUUCCUUGGCCUGUUGACAUCAUGACCUACAACUGUCAGUCCUAAGGAGACUGCCCCUUGACUGAUUAACUUGAACAGUGCCCACAUUGUUCAGGUACAGAAACUUUUAGAAUGUGAAAAUGAGGGCUUUGUAUACUACAGGAAUGAUGGGAGACUUACUGUUGGAAAAGCUGUUGAUGUAGAUGAAAAGCUUAAGGCCCUCAUACCCUCUCCUUGGACAGGUGGUUUGUGAAAAUGGCAGUUAACCUGCUCUGCUAUAGCUAUCAUUUUCACCGAGGGGAAAAACAAACUAGAAUUUAUAAUCUUAAUGGGGGUUUGUUUCAGUCCAUCCCUGAAUGGACAGUGCCCUCUUCCCCUAGUUUGUAUUUGCUUUGAAUAGAACCAUUUGUUACUUUUGUAAAUAAAGUAAUUUACAGCUUUAAUUGGUCAGUGUUGGAUGGAUGACAACUUCUGGACCUUAACUGCCCUAAUCCAGUGCAUGGCUAGUUUAUACACAUAGUAUACCACAUGUGUACAGCAGUUACAAUUAUGACUAGCUCCCAUGGGCCAUGCUGUGAGACCACCACAUAGACAGACAUACAACCAAGAGGUAGCAUCAUAGCAGGACUUUACUCCAGGCA